GGGGCGGGGGCAGGCUGGUGUGACCGCAGCUGGAAAGCCCCAGCUGUGGGUCAGUCCCCCUGGCUGUUCCAGAGGCCCCAUCACCUGGGUCCCACUCUGAGGGCCCGGCCCCGCCGGCUUCUCCUGGUGGCCCUGCUCUGCCUGGGGCCCAGCGUCUACUCACCCCGCAGGUAUGUCCACGCAGGUAGAGGAGGAGGGCCUCUGGGGUGUUGUGGGCAGGAGGCGGGGAUUCAAGGGCUUAGGGAAAAUUCCGGUUCUGCCAGUGGCUUUCCAGGCUAAUGGCUUCAGCUUAGAGCCCAGACCAGAAUGCCAGCUCAAGUCAUAGUGAACACGCGCACACACACACAGAAGCAGACAGACAGGGACAUGAAGACACGCAGACAGAUGGAGACGCACGGACACAGCCACUCACAGACCGUCUGAGGCACACACACCAGGGGACACCAGUCACAAAAGUGGCUGCACACCCACGGGCGGAUGCGCCUACAUGAAACUGCUUCUCUGUGUUCCUUGGGCACCUGCCAUGGUUGGACGCUGGGUCAGCCCUACUCCCUGCCCUGGGGGGCUCCUGGUCAAGGGGAAGAUGCCCCCGACCCUGGAAGUGCCCCUCCGUCAUGGGAGGAGGCAUGAGCAGGUCAGGAACCAGGCGCGGAGCAGGAGGUCCUGACUGUGGUCUGGGGCUCAGGGGGUCGGGGAAGGCUUCUUGCCGGAGGAGCCACCUGAGCUGAGCCGUGAAGGAGCCACGAAGCAGCUGGAGAAGCUCCGCUGCCGCCAAGAUGCCGUUGCCACAGACAGAGACCUCUGGGCUGGAGCCGCACCGUCCCCAGGAGCCGGCGGAGCCGCAUACCCCAGCCCAGGGCGCCCGGCGGGCGAGUAGCGAGGACGCACCCGGCGCCGGGCACGAGGGCUCCAGGCCUGGCCUGGGCACCUUGCGGCGGGCCUUCUCGAGAGCAAGCCAACGGGCCUCGGUUCGAGCCCCCCGGGGGGAUGCAAGGCUGCUCAGGCUCAGCGGCCGCUUCCUGUUCGGGUCUUUGCGGCGCACUCCAGACAACAGCCCUGCCGGGGACCAGACCGGGGCGACCUCGGAGCCAGGGCCGGCCUGCGGCAGGAAGGGGUCCUCCAAGGCCAAGGAAGGUGUUGGCCGGCGGUCGUCCACGGGGGAGGGGCCUGCGGAAGCCGAAGGCACGUCGGUGGCUGACCUCAUCUCUGAGCGGCAACUCCUGGCUGCCUUCGAGCAGCUGCGGCACCUGGAGACGGGGCUAGUGGCCGAGAAAGCCUCGUGCACCUUCCAGCAGGACCCCACGGGCUUCGCGCGGCGUGCCAUGGACGUGUGCCUGCACUACGACGGGCUGGCCGCGGAGAUCGGUGCUAUCGUGCGCGAGACGCUGGGCCCGGAUGGCGUGGACGCGGCCGCGCUCGAGGAACUGGCCCGAGUGGUGCGUGCGGAAGAGGAGGCCCACCCGGAGACCCCCGCAGACGGCGACUUUCUGCGCACGCCGCGGCGCUGGCGCCAGUACUGGGAGGACGCCGUGCGGCGGAGCGCGGAGGAGCGCGUGCGGCAGGCGGGCGCGGGGGAGGCCCCGGGGGCGGCCGACGCUGCCCCCGACUUGGCGCGGCUCCUGGCCGAACUCGGCGCUUUGGUUCGCCACGACCUGCAGAAGGUGCAGCGGGAGGUGCACCCCGCAUACGCGGCCGCUGGCUUCCCGGCGUGGGAGGCCUACCUGCGUGCCUUCCACGGCGCAGUGGCCGGGCGCCUCCAGGAGCUCGCGCACGACGCCCGCGGCUGCGAGCAGCUCUACGUGCUGCUGGACUGGGCCGCCAACGUCUACAGCAGUCCUGAUUUCCUGGGCUCCCAGAACCAGGCUCUGUCCUCAGAGCCGCUGCCCCCUCUCCUGGCACCGGAGGUCUGGGCCCGACUGGAGGACGACUACACCAGCUUCCUGGAGACCAAAAUCGCAAGCUGCUUCGAUGGCAUCCUGCAGCUGGAGCAGAGUCGCUGGGCGGCUGCGGAGGCCCCCGACGUGCUGCAGGGCCUCUACCACACGUCGCUGUCCUUUGACGUCUGCAUGCUAGUGGCGGAGCACGUGAAGGCGGCCGGCGCCAUCUCCGCAGAGCUGGAGGCCACCACGUUGGGGAUCUGCGCGCGGGCGCUGGGGCUCUUCCUGCACAGGUUCGAAAAGGCUUUUCUGGAAUCGGGGGCGGUGAGCGAGCCUAACCUGUGCGCCAGCAUCAAUGCCUGCCAGGAGCUCAGGACUCACCUUCUGGCCAAGUUCCCAGAAAGCUUUGGAGAGCUGGAGAAGGCCCUAGGGGCUGCUGCCCGUGCCUUUCAGAAGCGGCUGCUCCAGGGCUUGCAGGGCGCUGUGCAGCCGCUCUUCAGGGACCUGUGCACCAAGGCCUGGCUGACCCAGGACCUGCUGCAGCCUGUCAUGGACAAGGUGGUGGCCUUCUCGGGCCUCCUGGAGCACAUGGCCCCACCCCUGGCCCAGGAGACUCUGCAGGAGGUGCACCGCUGUGUUGUCCGCGAGUACCUGGAGCAGGCCCUGAGACCCCGCGAGCGGCUCCGGGGUGCCGACCGCCGGAGCGGCUCUCAGAAAAUGGGCCUUGAGGCACAGGCAAUCGGCAGCACCUUCCAGGGCUUGGGCUCCGAGGCCACGUGGCUGGGCCAAGCUAUCCCGUGCGUGGCUGACAUACUGGGCGAGACUUACAAAGACGACAUCGGGCGGCACCUGGAGACGCUCAUCAGAAGCUACCCCGACAUCAGGCGGGACCACGUGCUGGCCAUCCUGGCGCUGCGCCGACUGGGCCGCCGUCGGAACCAGCACUUCCUGCGCCACGCCCAGGCCCUGCUGAGGGCUGCGGCCAAGGCCAGUGUCUCCGGGGCCGCCGGGGGCCGCGUGCUCUUCGAGGAGAUCGAGUUGUCCACCUCCAUAAACGUGCUGGUUACCUGCAUAUAGUGCUGCUAGCCUGAGAAGGGGCUGACCCCAGUGGACGGAGGGGCGGCCACCUUCCCCUGGGCACCGAGCCCCAAGCUGGGACACCUGGAAGGCGCCUCAGCUCAACCCCAGGCCUGAAGCCCCCAGUGGUGGACCGUCCAUCCUCCUCCUUCUGAUGGCCAGGAGGAGGUCAUGCCAGGCAUGCCAGCAAGCCUGAGAGGCAUUCCAGGCAUUUGGAGGGGGGUUUGGCACAGAAGUUCCCUUUGGUACUGCCCACCCGGGAAGGCCUCCCUGCCUAACUGUCCCGCCCAUCCCAUUGUGAAAAUGAAGAACAGAGUAUUUAUUUUUUAAAUAAACAUGAAUUAAAAUGG
Molecule: messenger RNA, 3304 nt
Organism: Bubalus bubalis (water buffalo)
Lineage: Eukaryota; Metazoa; Chordata; Mammalia; Artiodactyla; Bovidae
Gene: EXOC3L4
Product: exocyst complex component 3 like 4
Exons: 12
Coding region: 777-2954 (725 amino acids)
Biological process (GO): exocyst localization; exocytosis
Cellular component (GO): exocyst
Molecular function (GO): SNARE binding
Source: RefSeq, a predicted model, not a curated record